AAAAACUCGCCCAAAUUCACUCGCCGCUAUUGUGUCUCAUAACGGCGGUGACGUCACCCGAGUCUCUCGCGUACGGUUGCCAGGGGUGACGGGAUGACAUUUCAGACGAUAAAACAAACCCCUCAGAAGCCAAACUGAGGACACUGAGUUAAUCUAGUUUUUUUGUGAGUUUUUUGCUUUUAAUUCAGACCUAAACCCAACAAAGUCGUCUAAAAGUCUUUCCUCAGACAAUAACAAAGACCUGUAACGUAACGUUGAGCUUUCUGACAUGGAGGAUUCAGACACGAGAGAAAAAGUGCUCAAAACAGAAACUACGGACAAAACCAUGCGUCCCUCAGAGGCCUACAUGGACCCUUAUGACAGAUGUGUAAGAUAUAUGGAAAGCCACUGUAUCCUCCAGAUAUUCCAGGAAAUCACAGAGAAGCUGGUUUAUGACAUGCCAGAUGACCCCCUGCAGUUUAUUUUUGAGCAGGUCCAGGAGAAGAUUAGAUCUCGGGAUGAGUCCAGCGUUAAAGCUGAGAAACCUGAAUAGGUUUCUCAGGAAUUGGACACAAUAAAGACCGUGCUCAUA
Messenger RNA from Colossoma macropomum (tambaqui), 571 nucleotides. RefSeq names its product testis expressed 55 (gene tex55). The record is from RefSeq and is a predicted model, not a curated record. The transcript has 4 exons. Bases 269 to 532 code for a protein of 87 amino acids. NCBI's taxonomy places the organism in Eukaryota, Metazoa, Chordata, Actinopteri, Characiformes, Serrasalmidae.